AUGACCAAUUCAAACGGGCCACGGUGGAGGUUGUUGAGGCUACCAGGGACCCCUUUGCGAAGAAGGUUGCUCAUCCUUUUGAUCCUCAUAUUUCUCUUAUUGGUCGUCGGGUCGCGUCAAGAAAGUGUACAUAAGGCAACUUUGUCGUUGCCGGUGCACAUUUCAACUCCACUCAAGGAGCUUUAUUCGACGCCACAUUGGAGAUCCUACGCUGCGUUGGGCCUUGCGCCGCCGACCUCACGGUUUCCGGAAAAUGAGUUCAUCACGUUGACUACCGCCGCGCACGUCAAAAAUCGUGCGGCCGCUGUUCAGCGGCUGUUUUCCUGCUAUGGUAAAAAGGAAGGCGAGGGAACGCACAAUGAAACCAGUGAUUUGUAUGACUUUGUUGUUUUGCCGAUUGGGUGUUUCGGUGACACUCUAGAUGCAUGCACGUCGUGCACUCUCAGUAAGACACUUGUGAAUGCCACAUAUUGUGGCCGUCAGAAGAUAGGUCUCUUUCUUGGCGAUAAUUUUUAUCCGUACGGUAUCCGUUCUCGGCGUGAUAGACGGUUUAGGAGGGAGCUGCGUUACAAAUUCUAUCGUUUCCCUGAGCUUCAGAUGACGUACUACGCCACCUCUGGUAAUCACGACGGGUGGCCUAAGUACUUGUAUCGCACGGAGAAGUAUUGGAUGAUGCCUGCGCCAUUUUAUCGGAGUGGCAUCCAACAGAGUGGGGAAACGACUGUGGAGAUAUUCACCAUCUCAACUAACCCAUACGAUAUGAUUGGUAGGAAACACUUCUUUGAAUACCAAAAGGCGUGGCUCAACAGUUCCUUGGCUAAUAGCACUGCUCAGUGGAAAAUUGUCAUGACCCACGAACCCAUUAUUAACGUGAUUAGUCUACAAUACCAUGCACAAGGCCUGAAGUAUAUUCAUCCCCUCCUUAAGCAACACGGUGUUCAGAUAUUGGUGUGUGCCCACUUGCAUGGCGUGUUUCUACACCGUGUGGAUGGGGCCUAUUACCAAUUGACUUCGGCAGGAUUCGCUAACAAUCUGGUGGGCAGUGUAAAUAUUCAUAGACCACUGGGUUACAAUCACCUUGGCGUAGCUGCCACCGCCCUUCUUGUGAAACAAGAGACCAUUACAGUGGUUUCUGCGGAUGCCGAUGGAUACCUUGUUUUCCAUCACAUCGUGCCCCGUCAUAUGGCGUCGUAG
Messenger RNA from Trypanosoma grayi, 1194 nucleotides. RefSeq names its product acid phosphatase. The record is from RefSeq and is a predicted model, not a curated record. The transcript has a single exon. Lineage: Eukaryota; Euglenozoa; Kinetoplastea; Trypanosomatida; Trypanosomatidae. The coding region runs from base 1 to 1194 and encodes 397 amino acids. Gene Ontology annotation, molecular function: acid phosphatase activity; ferrous iron binding; ferric iron binding.